AUGGGAGCUGGAGAUCCAGUUUUGUAUAGCUUGUACGUCUACACUCCCAACAGAGGUGCUCCAGUCUUCUUCACCGUGGCAUUCGCCAUUUCUGCCGUCUUUCACAUUUGGCAAUGCUGGCGCUACAAGGCCUUUAGGCUGAUCGGACUGCAUUCUGUGUGCGCUGUGCUAUUUACUCUGGGCUUCGCAUUCCGAGAAUACGCAUCAUACCAUUACAUCUAUACGGGUGCCAAAGGGACACCUCUGAUCAUAUUCAUCCUUAGUCAGGUCUUUAUCAAUGUUUGCCCGCCACUUCUAGAGCUUUCGAAUUACCAUGUCCUCGGCCGAAUCUUUGGCUAUGUGCCACACUGCGCUCCGAUACCUGCGUCUCGAGUUCUGCUUACGUUUGGCGGCCUUAUGGGUCUUGUCGAAACUUUGAAUGCUGUGGGAGUUGCUUUAUCUGCUAAUCCCUCGGCAUCGCCUGGUCAGCAGAAGCUUGCGAGCAAUUUAUUAAUAGCCGUGCUUGUCAUUCAGCUCGGCGUUAUAGCUACUUUCUUCUGUAUGGCUGCCAUCUUCCACAUGAGGUGUACGAAAGCUGCUGUCCAAGCCAAGGCUGUCAAAACUAUGUUAACCACUCUUUACAUGAGCAUGGCUCUCAUCUUUAUAAGAUGCAUCUACCGCCUGGUAGAGCAUACCGGAAAUACAAAGAUAGACAUUACAGAUAUUGAGGCCCUCAAAGGUCUAAGUCCUCUUUUACGCUACGAGGUCUUCUUCUAUAUUUUCGAGGCGACUCUUAUGUUUCUCAAUUCCGCGAUAUGGAACGUCUGGAACCCAGGUCGCUUCUUGCCGAGGAGCCCUCACACCUAUCUUGCACAAGACGGAACCGAGGCCACAGUGGAAGUAAUACCGGAUAGUCGAUCAAUUUUCGCCAAGAUCGCCAAUGUGCUGACAUUUGGACUAUUGUUCCGCAGAAAGAAUACCACGGUGGUAUUUGAAGAGUUGGCCGCGUAUGAUAGGAGUGAGCAAGCUGGAGUGCAGGUACACAAAUAA
This is a messenger RNA of Trichoderma harzianum CBS 226.95, 1029 nucleotides long. RefSeq lists its product as hypothetical. Gene Ontology annotation, cellular component: membrane. The transcript has 4 exons. NCBI's taxonomy places the organism in Eukaryota, Fungi, Ascomycota, Sordariomycetes, Hypocreales, Hypocreaceae. The coding region runs from base 1 to 1029 and encodes 342 amino acids. The record is from RefSeq and is a predicted model, not a curated record.